This is a messenger RNA of Vollenhovia emeryi, 3685 nucleotides long. RefSeq lists its product as uncharacterized. Bases 16 to 3516 code for a protein of 1166 amino acids. Gene Ontology annotation, molecular function: aspartic-type endopeptidase activity. The transcript has a single exon. The record is from RefSeq and is a predicted model, not a curated record. Gene Ontology annotation, biological process: proteolysis. Lineage: Eukaryota; Metazoa; Arthropoda; Insecta; Hymenoptera; Formicidae.
ACGAACUUGAAGAAGAUGGGCGCAGAAAACAUCACGCUCCACGCCGUUGAGACACGCCUCAAGCUCCUUGACCAGACUUGGGCGAAGGUCGAGGCCCAGCAUGAGGCCAUCCGAGCGCUCUACAAAGAGGGUUUCGACUCAAGUGAGUACAACCAGACUCAUUUUUUUGACACCAUCGAAGACACUUACGUGAUGGAACGAAGCGUGCUAAGCGAAUACGCGAGACGGCUCCAACCAGAGCCAAGUUCCGCUCCGCCGAAGGAGUCCGGUAACGUCUCCUCCGUGUCUGCGCUACCUCGACUCAAGGUGAAGACGUUUUCGGGUGCGUUCGAAGAGUGGCCUACCUUCCGCGACAGCUUCUUGUCGAUCGUCGGGAAACACUCGUCCAUUUCGAACAUUGAACGGUUCCAUCAUCUGAAGCUCUGUCUUGACGGAGCUGCGGAAAGAUUGAUACGCCCAUUAGCCGUGAUUGGGGACAAUUAUCCGCGCGCGUGGCAAAUGUUAAAGGAACAUUACGAGAACAAACGGGAAGUUGCGCGCUCUAAUUUCGCCGUGUUCACCAGCACUCCCAAAAUGAAAAGCGACACCGCCGAAGAACUUGAUCGGAUAUACAACGCCGUGACCAGUGUCGUGAGCGGGCAGGAGGGUAUCGGUCGACCCAUCGCUUCACACGGCUGCGAUUUGCUGAACCAUCUCGUUGCCGAGCUUUUCGACCCGAAAACUCGCCUCGAGUGGGCCUCUUACACAAGCGAAUCGGACGACGUUCCAAGUCACGAGACUCUAGUGAAGUUUAUUUUGCGACGAGCUCUCACUCUCAAAGUCGCGAAGGCGACUACCGCCAAGGUCUCUGGAGACCCGCCGCGAUCCGCGAAGUCCCAUCUCGCUAAACGGUCCAUCGCCUCAUCGCAGUGUGUCUUGUGCAAGGGCAAGCACCACGUCAUGAUGUGCGACGAAUUUAAGGCGAAAUCCGCGAUCGAACGUAAAACCGUCGCGGAAACGCACAGACUUUGCUUCAAUUGCCUCGGCUCGCACCAGUUCGCGAAGUGUCAAUCCGCGAAAACGUGCGUGUCGUGUAAGGCUCGGCAUCACUCGAUGCUCCACGAGGCUUACACCCCGCAGACGAACUCCGAAGCCAACGCUCUCUCCGCAGUGCGUCAGGACGACGAAACCAAGGCGAUUCUCCUCGCGACCGCGAGGGUGAACGUCGCCGACCGCCACGGAAUACCGCAUGCGAUCAGAGCCCUGAUCGACCAAGGAUCAGAGGUCUCUCUGAUCUCCGAAGCGCUCGUGCAGCGCCUGCGACUACCCCGAUCUCGAUCCUCCGUGUCAAUUAUCGGCAUCGGGGGUUCCCGCACCGGGUCCAGCAGAGGACGUGUCACGCUCAGUCUCUCGUCCACCGCAAACGACGCUGAGUUGACCGUCGUUGCCUUCAUCCUUCCGCGUCUCUCGCUUUACCAGGGUGCCGGCACUUACGGUGGAGCGAAGUGGCCUCACAUUAAGGGACUCCAGCUGGCUGAUCCACGUAUCAUGGCCAACGAUCCAAUCGAGUUGCUGCUUGGAGCGGAAGUAUGCUCGGUCAUCCUCGAGGAGGGUCUUCGCAAGGGAGGUCCUCAAGAGCCAAUCGCUCAACGCACGCUGCUGGGCUGGAUCCUGUCCGGCGGGUGCGGGGACGCCUCGUCACCAACGCCGCGCACAUCUCUCCAGUGCACGGCUGAGCGCGAGCUGAUCUCUCUCGUGCAACGCUUUUGGGAGCAGGAGCAAGAGGCCUCUGCUCCCGACGCUCUCACGCCGGACGAACAGCGGUGCGAGGACAUAUUCGCUCGCACACACAUUCGCACCGAAACUGGCAGGUACAUGGUGAAGUUGCCAUUCACCUCUCCUCCGCCGACGAUCGUGGAGACCCGCAAGCCUGCAGAACGACUGCUGCACGUCAUGGAGCGAAGGUGUGAGCUCAAUUCCCGGUUCGGGGAGCUUUACCGCGCCUUCCUCAAAGAGUACGAGGACGUGCGCCACAUGACGUUCGUGGACGAGCCGCCCAAGUCCCUCAACCAAGGGCAGUGCUACCUGCCUCAUCAUGGCGUGCUUCGGGAGUCAAGCUCCACCACCAAGCUGCGCGUUGUCUUUAACGGCUCUCAGCGCACUCGGUCCGGUGAGUCACUGAACUCCCACCUUCUCGUUGGCGCCAACCUGCUGCCGGCCCUCGCGGACGUGUUGAUGCGCUGGCGCUGGCACCGAUACGCGCUCGUAGCUGACAUCGAGAAAAUGUACCGCCAAAUCCUCGUUGCUCCUGAGGAUCGUGACUACCAGCGAAUUCUCUGGCGGCACUCUACAGCUGAUCCGGUCCGCGAGUUCCGUUUGAAUACCGUGACCUAUGGCCUCGCGUGCGCACCGUUCCUGGCUAUCCGCACGCUGAGGCAACUCGCUGCCGACGAGGAGUCCCGGUUUCCACGCGGUUCCACUAUCUUGCGCCGCGACUGCUACGUUGACGACAUCGUCACCGGAGCGCAUGAAAAGUCCGACGCGAUCGCAGUGCAGUCCGAGCUCCACCAGCUGUGCAUGGCGGGCGGGUUUCCGCUUCGCAAAUGGGCAGCGAACUGCCCCGAAAUUCUCGCGGGAAUUCCACUCGAGCACCGCCUAAGCAAGGAACCGCACUUGUGGGAACACGAGAUCCACUCCACACUGGGGUUGCGCUGGCAUCCGAGCGACGAUGCUUUCGCGUUCACCAUCCAACCCCGCACCGUUAGCAGCUACACCAAGAGGAGCGUCCUCGCGGAAACGGCGCGACUAUUUGAUCCGCUGGGAUGGUUGUCGCCCGUUAUCAUUCGAGCAAAAAUCCUCCUCCAGUCGACCUGGAUGCAGCGGCUUGACUGGGACGCGCCGCUCCCGUCGGUGGACAUCCUUCACUGGAGACGCCUCUUCGAGGAGCUCCCGCUUCUCGAGGGUCUUCGCGUCAACCGCUGGUUGGGCAGCGGAGCCGAGAACACUCUCAUUGAGCUCCACGGCUUUGCCGACGCGUCCGAACGCGGAUACGCCGCCGCUGUCUACCUCCGCCUUGGAGACGGCAGCAAGGUCCGCGUGCAAUUGCUCGCUGCCAAAAGCAAGGUCGCUCCUAUAAAACCAGUCUCGUUGCCAAGACUGGAACUCUGCGCCGCCGCCUUGCUCACGAAAUUGGUAGCGCACGCUCAAUCGAUCCUUAGUUUGUCCACAGCUCCGACUAUUCUCUGGUCCGACUCGACAGUUACACUCCACUGGAUACAAGGCCAUGCCUCUCGGUGGAAGACCUAUGUGGCCAACAGAGUCGCAUACGUCCAACAGCGUCUUCCCGAAGCCAAAUGGCGUCACGUUCCGGGCAUCGAGAAUCCCGCAGACUGCGCCUCCCGGGGGAUUGCGCCGAGCCAUCUCGUCCACCAUCCCCUCUGGUGGACAGGCCCUCCUUGGUUGCUCAAGGCAGUGAUGGGAGAUCGCACGGAAUUCGUGCGCACGCGCAUUGAGCAAACUUCUGCGCAGCCUCACUGACGUACAUAUAUGUGGUAGCAUAAGGUUCCCACAUGAAAAUAAAUCUGAAAGCGAAUUUAGGGAGAAAAGUUUUGAAAUAAAUAUCUUAGAUAUCUUCAGUGUUCUUCAUAAAUUUAUUUAUUGAUUCUUUUGUACGUCUGCAGCCGACUUAUAACGCGAAUACCAACAU